Phlebotomus papatasi is the source of this 710-nucleotide messenger RNA. It is a transcript of the gene Coa8, whose product is annotated as COA8 family protein CG14806, mitochondrial. Gene Ontology annotation, cellular component: mitochondrion. NCBI's taxonomy places the organism in Eukaryota, Metazoa, Arthropoda, Insecta, Diptera, Psychodidae. Gene Ontology annotation, biological process: intrinsic apoptotic signaling pathway. The record is from RefSeq and is a predicted model, not a curated record. The transcript has 5 exons. The coding region runs from base 75 to 566 and encodes 163 amino acids.
UUUCCCCUCCAAAAGUUUCAACAGUAUUCCGAGAGAGGCGCUGGUGGUUUGUUUUGAUUUCGUGAAUGUGAAAAAUGAGAAAAAUCCGGCCAAAAAUCAUCUUUCGAGCGUUUGCAAGUAGUGUGAAACCUCCGCAAUCUGCAAGUUUCAGUGCACCUCCAAAUCCUAACCUCAUUGAGAGCGAUUAUGUAGGCCCUCCGGACAAAUUGUCCAAUCUGCGUCCAAUUGUCCGACAUAUACCGAAAAAUGAGACACCGCUGGAGAAGAAACUGCGACUUCUUCAGAUGGAAGUUGAGGAGUACAACCAGAAGUUCUGGACGAAUCACAACAAGAGAUUCUUUGAGGAGCGGGAUGAAUUCAUUGCCGCGAAUCGAAGGCAUACGGGAGAGAAUUUGUCGGCGGAUGAAAUGAGUGUUUUCUACAAGGCUUUCCUGGACAAAAACUGGAAAAUCCACUGGUACUACAACAUCUCUUGGUACAUCAAGAACAUCUCACUGUUGCUCCUGGCACUUCGAGUUGAGCUGACAAGGAUUGGAAGGUUCGCAAGGAGGAAGAAAGUGGCAUAAUCCCAAUAUUCUUUGGCAAGGCAACAAGUAAAACAAAUUGUGAAACUUUGAUUAUUUGUUAAAUUUGAAAAGUUAUUUGACAUAGAACGUGUUUAAAUAAAAGUAGUGCUAUUUUUGUGAUUAAAAUAUUUCAAAUAAUCAAUG